UCAACGCGUUUGCGCCAGUGACGUUCUACUUUUCCGUCCAUUCAAGCAGCACGUUUGUCAUAGAGCGAAUAAUAUUCCACAUCAUGUCUGCAAAAUCAACUAUUCAGGAUACAAACUACAGCAUUGACAUCGGAGGUAUGCGAAUUAAAUACAAAGAUAAAAGUGAAACUUUUACGGAAGAUCAUCUUGUAAGCAAGAAUCCUAUACGUCAAUUCGACGCAUGGUUUAAAGAAGCUUGCAAUACCCCACAAAUAUUGGAAGCAAACGUGAUGUUUCUUGCGACAGCUUCUAAGAAAGGUAUUCCAUCCGUACGAGCAGUGCUACUUAAAGGUUAUGAUCAAGGCGGUUUCAAAUUUUAUACCAAUUACGAAAGUAGAAAAGGCCGCGAAUUAGCUGAAAAUCCAUAUGCAGCAGUGACGUUUUAUUGGGAACCACUGAGACGAGCGGUACGUAUUGAAGGUAAAGUGCAAAAAACAUCUCCAGAAGACUCGGAUCGUUACUUUCUGAGUCGACCGUACUCAAACCAGAUAGGAUCGAUGACUAGUAAGCAAAGUAGCGUGAUCGCAAGCAGACAAACGUUAAUCGUAAAGGAAAGAGAACUGGUAGCUCAAUUUCCGGAAGGUCAAGUUAAAAGGCCAGACACUUGGGGCGGAUACAGCCUUAGUCCACAUUCCAUAGAAUUUUGGCAAGGCCAGAGUGAUCGUUUACACGACAGAAUUCGCUUUAGGCGGCGCAAGCUCGACGAAAAAAUCGAUAACGUACUUGUUCAUCAAGGAGAUGAAGGAUGGGUUUUCGAAAGACUAUCUCCAUAG
Messenger RNA from Habropoda laboriosa, 812 nucleotides. RefSeq names its product pyridoxine-5'-phosphate oxidase-like. NCBI's taxonomy places the organism in Eukaryota, Metazoa, Arthropoda, Insecta, Hymenoptera, Apidae. The coding region runs from base 84 to 812 and encodes 242 amino acids. Gene Ontology annotation, biological process: pyridoxal 5'-phosphate biosynthetic process; pyridoxine biosynthetic process. The record is from RefSeq and is a predicted model, not a curated record. The transcript has 6 exons. Gene Ontology annotation, molecular function: FMN binding; pyridoxamine phosphate oxidase activity.